Molecule: messenger RNA, 337 nt
Organism: Dentiscutata heterogama
Lineage: Eukaryota; Fungi; Glomeromycota; Glomeromycetes; Diversisporales; Gigasporaceae
Source: the annotation of a GenBank genome assembly
AUGUUCGCUUAUUUAAAUACAGCCGUAACACUUAAUAAACCUCAGGAUGUUCAAAUAGGUUCAACUACUAAGAUAAAUUGGACUUUUAGCGGUACUCAAGCUAAGUCCACAUCACUUAUGCUAGGAAUUAAAAACGUACAAACGUCGGUUAAUGAAACAAUAGAUACGAUCUUGGAUCUUUCCAAAAGAUCUGAGGAUUGGACCGUUUCUGUUGCAACAGGAACUUAUAAAUUCUACAUUAUGGAUGAACAAUUUAACAAUUACACGUAUUCGAAUACAUUUACUGUUACCACUCCUACCACUCCUACUGAUUCAAGUAAUUCAACUCCACCUCAAG